UGGGAAAACAUGGAUACCUUCGAUCUCUUUCGCAAACUGGGGUCCGGUGCACGAUUUGAUCUGAAACGAUUUAACGCGGACGCCGAGAAGUUUAAGUUGUCAAAAGUUCAGGAGAGAAAUUUACCAUCUUUGGACAGAUCACAAAAUCUUGACUUUUUUGGAAGUAAAUCAAAACCAGUUUCUGUAAAACGUGCCUUUGAUAAAACAAUUGAUGAUGAAAAGAAAAAAGAGCCAAACGGUGGCACGUCUGCAACAAAUAAUGCCCGCACAAAAAUUUCAAAGAAAAGUGUGAAGAAACAGAAAAUACAAGCAGAAAAUGGAUCAGAAGAAAACACUUUAUUGGUUGAAAACCAAGAAUCAUCUAUCUGCUGGAUGUCGUCUUUAGAGGCAAAACUAAAGGAUGGUAAAGCAAGCAGACAAAAUAAGCAGAGUGCUGAGAAACUGGUGAAGCAAAGGAUUCAAAAGAUGAAUCAUUUUCGGAAUGCUCAUAAGAUUUAUGUGCAAGGAACAGAUAUUCCAGAGCCAGUGGCGACCUUUGAACAGCUUCACGAAGAGUACAAAAUCGACCCAAGGAUAAUGCAGAAUGUGAAAAAUGCUGGUUUUCAAACGCCUACACCCAUCCAAAUGCAAGCAAUACCACUCAUGUUACAUGGUCGUGAAAUCCUGGCUUGUGCUCCUACUGGUUCGGGAAAAACUAUGGCAUUUUCUAUUCCAAUUUUAACACAACUCAAGCAACCAAAGAAUAAGGGAUUCAGAGCAUUGAUCAUAUCCCCUACAAGAGAGCUUGCAAGCCAGACUCAUCGAGAACUAAUAAAGCUGUCAGAGGGUAUUGGCUUCAGGAUACACAUGAUUGAUAAAGCUGCUGUCGCCGCAAAGAAGUUUGGUCCAAAAUCAGCUAAAAAAUAUGAUAUUCUUGUGACCACUCCCAAUAGAGUGAUUUAUAUGCUAAAUCAAGAUCCACCUGGCAUAGAUCUAUCCAGUGUUGAAUGGCUUGUUGUUGAUGAGUCUGACAAACUCUUUGAAGAUGGAAAGAGAGGCUUUAGAGAUCAGUUGGCCUCUAUAUUUGUGGCAUGCACAUCCCACCUUGUUAAAAGAGCCAUGUUCAGUGCAACAUUUGCCCAUGAUGUAGAACAGUGGUGCAAACUGCACCUUGACAAUGUGGUUUCAGUAUCUAUUGGGGCAAGAAACUCUGCAGCAGACACAGUGGAACAGUCACUUUUGUUUGUUGGAUCUGAGACGGGCAAAUUAUUGGCUAUGAGAGAUCUCAUAAAAAAGGGAUUCAGUCCCCCGGUUCUGGUAUUUGUGCAAUCCAUAGAUCGAGCCAAGGAACUGUUUCAUGAACUUAUUUAUGAAGGAAUGAAUGUGGAUGUGAUUCAUGCAGACAAAACCCAGCAACAGAGAGAAAAUGUCAUACAAAGUUUCAGAGAAGGGAAAAUUUGGAUCCUGAUUUGUACAAGUCUCCUGGCUCGAGGAAUAGAUUUUAAAGGUGUAAACUUGGUUAUAAAUUAUGACUUUCCAACCAGUGCUGUGGAGUACAUUCACAGAAUAGGACGUACUGGUAGAGCAGGGCACCGGGGGAAGGCAGUCACCUUCUUUACUGAAGAUGAUAAACCAUUGCUACGAAGUGUUGCCAGCGUUAUCUCACAAGCAGGAUGCCCAGUGCCAGAUUAUAUUAAACACUUCAAGAAACUACAAAGUAAACAGAAGAAGAGGAUGGUAAAGAACCCAUUAAAAAGAUCCCAGAUUCGCACAACUCCAAAGUUCAUUUUAGAAAAAGCUAAGCGGAAGAGAAAAAUUAUACAGAAAAAAUUGAAAGAAGCAAAAACUGAGGAGAAGCAAGAAAAAAGCCAAAAGCAGCAAGCACCAGAAAGUUGACCUACAUCAUAUCUGGAAAGUCCAAUAAAUUGUGUGUUUUGGGACAUGUAUACUGAAUUGAGAGCUUAACACGUGGAGUAGACAAGAAUAAAAUUGAUUUCUGGAUUAAUUGCUGCAUUAUCUGCUUUGGACGCAUGCUAACUGGACAAUCCAAAUAUUUCUGGGAGUUGUAGUUCAUCUUGUCAGUUUUUGUUUUGGACUACAAAUCCCAGAAACCCAUGUUAUCACAUUCUGUCAACAUAUUAUUGUAGCUUGGAGGGGAAAGACUGCAUGAUUAGAUGGAGGUGCAGAAAGGUUUGCCUUUUGAGUCAAAUAAUUUAUUUAAAAAGUAGGAAUAUUAAUUUAAAAACAAAAAAACUGCUCCCUAAGCUACAAAAUUCACCUG
Pelobates fuscus (common spadefoot toad) is the source of this 2260-nucleotide messenger RNA. It is a transcript of the gene DDX52, whose product is annotated as DExD-box helicase 52. The transcript is spliced from 15 exons. The coding region runs from base 10 to 1875 and encodes 621 amino acids. The record is from RefSeq and is a predicted model, not a curated record. Gene Ontology annotation, molecular function: nucleic acid binding; ATP binding; RNA helicase activity. Gene Ontology annotation, biological process: maturation of SSU-rRNA. Lineage: Eukaryota; Metazoa; Chordata; Amphibia; Anura; Pelobatidae.